AUGUCUUGUAGCGUUACUGAGCGAGUACCGGAUAACAGAGCGGCAGUUGUGGGUCCCCACGGAACAGCAGGUCCUACAGGGACAAACACCGUCGGUGGGUCAGGAUGUAGGCUGAGAGGCACAGGCGCCAGUAACUCAAGUUUAACAACAUCGCCAAAUUCGAGAGGCAGCAUACCAGCCUCGGCAAGUGCUCCACAGAAUGGCCCCCAACCGAGUGCUCAAGGCUCUACGCUCAGACCAAAGCCUUGCUGCUUGUUAUGGUGCUGUUGCUGCAAAUGUCCCUGUUCAACGCCAGGUAACAAAUCAAACGAUGAUAAUGGACCCACAAGAAACUCAAAUAAUUCUGAUGCCAUGGCAAACUGCGAGUUGGAACCACCUCCAUCAAUAGAAGAAAUCCGCAACUGGGGCAGAUCAUUCGAUAAACUUAUGAGAAGUGCAGCUGGGCGAAAUUACUUUAGAGAUUUUCUAAGAGGAGAAUACUCCGAAGAAAAUAUAAUGUUUUGGUUAGCUUGUGAAGAUCUCAAACGAGAAACAAAUCCAGAAAUAGUUGAGGAGAGAGCUAGAAUUAUAUACGAAGAUUAUAUUUCAAUACUUUCUCCAAAGGAGGUGUCAUUGGAUGCUAGAGUACGUGAAAUUGUGAAUCGCAACAUGGUGGAACCGACUCCACAUAUGUUUGAAGAAGCACAGAUUCAAAUCUACACUCUGAUGCACAGGGAUAGCUAUCCACGCUUCGUCAACUCACCGUUAUACCGUACGUUGUCUCAACAACAGAGUGGUUCUUCGGGUCCCCAAUCUGGUGUGACAACGGCCAUGGUCACAACGGUCUCUUCUGGGGACCAGGACGGAUAA
Psylliodes chrysocephalus is the source of this 849-nucleotide messenger RNA. NCBI's taxonomy places the organism in Eukaryota, Metazoa, Arthropoda, Insecta, Coleoptera, Chrysomelidae. The record is from the annotation of a GenBank genome assembly.